UUAGUUUUCUAUCUUUGUCUCGUUUUACCCCGCAGGUCAUCAUGUGCCUCGAGGGAAAGGACGGUCUGGCCAAACUGCCGAUGGCAUCGUCCCAGGAACUGCUCGAAGAGCUGGUCCGCACCGAGCUGGACUCGGAUGACGUUACCAUCGCCCUGGCGGCCGGUUCCAACAAAGGCGACAACUACAUCGGGGUGGUCUUCCGAGCCCAGGCCGAAUGCCGCCGAACGGGCAAGAAACUGAACAUCAUCGUCAAGCUGCCCCCGCAGAACGAAGCCCGGCGGAAUCAGUUUUUCGCGCGGCCCAGCUUCGAACGGGAGAUCAGUUUCUACACGGAAAUCUACCCGAUGAUGGCAGAACUUCAGCGCGAAAAAGGAAUCAACCUGGCGGCGGACGAAGGAUCGGAAGCGUUUAUUCAGAUUCCACACUGCUACCGGACCUGUUUGGUAGAAUUCGAGGAAGCGAUCCUGAUGGACGAUUUGAAAGAUCUCGGCUUCGAGAUGUUCGAUCGACACCAGGAGCAGAAGCUCGGACACUUUGAGCUGGUGAUGAAAACGUUGGGUCGGCUUCACGCGCUGUCGUUUGCUUUGAAGGAUCAACAUCCGGAGCGGAUAGCACCGUACAAGGACAUGGUGGAACUAUUUACAACAAAAGAAAAUGAUGCAUCGAUGGAUCAAUGGUUCAGCAUGCUGAUUACAAGGACGAUGGAAACUCUGGACCAGGAAAGCGAACCAGAAGUGUACGAGAAGACAAAGAAAGCACUGGACGGGAAUUUCUUCGACAUGAUCAAGGAGUUGACGGCCGGCAAGCUCGCAGAGCCAUAUGCGGUUAUCUGCCACGGAGAUUGCUGGAAUAAUAAUAUGCUAUUCAAGCAUGAGAACGGUAUCCCCGUGGACAUCCGCCUACUGGACUGGCAAAUAUGCCGAUACGCUUCCCCUGUGCUGGAUCUGAUGUACUUUAUCUUCACUGCAUCAACCAAAGCAUUCCGGGAUCAGCACUACGAAGCCCUGCUGAACGUUUACCAUCAAAGCCUGUCCGAGUUCCUGCGGCGAUUAGGCUCGGAUCCGGAGAAACUGUUUCCACGGAAGGCACUCGACGAACAGUUGCAAAGCUUCGGUCGCUUUGGACUGUUGAUGGCGGUAAUGUUGCUGCCGGUGAUUACCACCAAGAGCGAAGACGUGCCCGAUUUGGAAGAGAUGGCAGAGAAGAUGGAGAGCGGAGCGGACGUGUCCGUUGAAGUGCACAACUUCCGAUCGGAAUCUACCGAGGCAAUCUACCGGGAGAAGAUGAUCGGUUGCUGUCGAGAUAUGAUUCGCUUGGGGUAUAUUUAGAAGGCUUCCUGUUGCGUUAGCCAAGAAACAGUAUUUGUAUUGAACAGCACUGUUUGAGCGAUAAAGACCGAACAUAAACCUUGUAGAAUUAAUAUAUGUACCUAUCGAU
This is a messenger RNA of Ochlerotatus camptorhynchus, 1437 nucleotides long. RefSeq names its product Pinkman (gene pkm). The record is from RefSeq and is a predicted model, not a curated record. The transcript has 2 exons. Bases 42 to 1328 code for a protein of 428 amino acids. NCBI's taxonomy places the organism in Eukaryota, Metazoa, Arthropoda, Insecta, Diptera, Culicidae.